Messenger RNA from Hyaena hyaena (striped hyena), 858 nucleotides. It is a transcript of the gene MRGPRG, whose product is annotated as MAS related GPR family member G. Gene Ontology annotation, biological process: G protein-coupled receptor signaling pathway. Lineage: Eukaryota; Metazoa; Chordata; Mammalia; Carnivora; Hyaenidae. Gene Ontology annotation, molecular function: G protein-coupled receptor activity. The record is from RefSeq and is a predicted model, not a curated record. Gene Ontology annotation, cellular component: membrane.
AUGUUCGGGCUCUACAGGACCUUCAGCAGCGCGCUUUCCUACCUCACGCUGGCCGUCGGCCUCGGAGGGCUGGUGGGGAACGGGCUGGUCCUCUGGCACCUGGGCGUCCACAUCAAGAAGGGCCCCUUCUCCGUGUACGUCCUCCACCUGGCCGCCGCCGACUUCCUGCUCCUCUGCUGCCAGACGGCCUCCUCCAUCGCCCAGGCCGCCCUGGGCGCCCAGGACAGCCUGUACCUCGCCGUCACCUUCUUGGGCUUCUCCGCGGGGCUGGGGCUGCUGGCGGCCUUCAGCGCCGAGCGCUGCCUGUCCCACCUCUUCCCCACCUGCUACGCGGGCUGCCGGCCCCGACACACCUCGGGCAUCGUGUGCGGCCUCGUCUGGGCCCUGAGCCCGCCGGCCACGCUGCUGCCGGCCCACGCCUGCGGCCUGCUGCGCACCCGCGCCCGCCUGCUGCCCUGCACGUGGUACCAGGCGGCCGGCGCCACGUGGCUGCUGUCCCUGGCCCGCACGGCCUGCGCGGCGACCCUGCUCCUCUUCCUCUGGGUGACCUGCUGCUCCCGGCGCCCGCGGCCCAGGCUAGGCGUCGCGCUGGGCUCCGGGCUCCUGCUGCUCUUCUGCGGCCUCCCCCUCGCCUUCUCCUGGAGGCUGCGGCCCCUCCUCGGCCUCCUGCGGCCCGUGCUCCUCCCGCUCGCCACCCUCCUGGCCUGCGUCCACGGCAGCGCCAAGCCGCUCAUCUACUUCACGGCCGGCCGGCAGCCGGGCAAGCGCGAGCCGCUGCGGGCCGUUCUGCAGAGGGCGCUGGGGGAGGAGGCCGGGCUGCGCGCCAGGGGCCAGUCCCUGCCCGUGGGCCUCAUAUAG